Glycine soja is the source of this 1045-nucleotide messenger RNA. RefSeq names its product NDR1/HIN1-like protein 10. Lineage: Eukaryota; Viridiplantae; Streptophyta; Magnoliopsida; Fabales; Fabaceae. Gene Ontology annotation, biological process: defense response to other organism. The record is from RefSeq and is a predicted model, not a curated record. The transcript has a single exon. Bases 181 to 804 code for a protein of 207 amino acids.
AAGAGUCAACGCUUCCCUUUGCACUUGUAGUUUCCAAGGAAAUCUCUAGGAAAAUUAAAGAUCAUCAACCAACAAACCACACGCUGAAACUAUCAAUGGCAACCCCUACAAAUACGCAUAAGAAAAAAUGUUACACCAUCUUUCAUCAAACACUUAGACCUACCAACCAAUCAUCACACCAUGUGUUUCAGAUCGCGUUGCAGCUUCUGCUAUAUCUUCUUCACAAUCUACACCCUUAUGCUCAUGUUCAUUCUUUCCAUCAUCCUCUUCUGGAUAAUCAUCUCACCCUCAAGUGUCAAGUUCCAUGUAACCGAUGCCUCACUAACACAAUUCAACCUCACAAGCAACAACACAUUGUACUACAACUUCAAAGUCAACGUCACAAUGAGAAACCCCAACAACAACAUCAUAGUGUACUACAGGAGGAUCACAGCAAUUUCUUGGUACAAAGAUAAUGCUUUUGGUUGGGUGAGCUUAACACCCUUUGACCAAGGCCACAAGAACACAACCUUCCUUCAAGCAGUGUUUGAAGGGCAGAGGGUGAUUAAGCUCAAAUCUAAACAACUUGGUGAGUAUAAAGAUGAGACAAGUGUUGGGAUUUACAAGGACCUUGCUGUGGAUUUUGAUCUUAGAAUCAGAGCCAAGUAUGCAAAGUUCAAGAGUAGUCGUUUCAAUACACCCAUUGUUCAGUGUCGCCGAUUGAGGGUUCCUUUGAUUUCUAAUGGUAAAUCAGUACCUCCUUUUAGUGUCACCAGAUGCAAAAGUGCUUAUUUCUUCUCAGAUCGUGAUGCUGCUGAUGGAUAGGAGCUGCAGGCUGAUAUGAAACCUCUAUAAUCAGUUGACCAUGUCAGUUAAUCUGUACACAAUUUUUCCAUUAAAAAUAAUCUGCAGAGAGAUGUGUAAAGGUGUUACAUGGAUAUAUAUACACCAUAACAUAUAAAAACACUCUCAUGUAUGUUGUAUACAAAAAAUAAAGGAAAAUACUCAAUUUAUGUAUCAUUUUGAUUUUCUUAUGUUAUAUGAUAUUUCAGCUAGUUGUUGUUCA